UCCCCAGCCCUAACUCACAAGUCAAUCUAAAGGGCAACGAGCUACCAACCCAGCUGAAACAUUACCACCACUUCCACCCACCUUUCCAACGUUUGACAUAAUGGACAACCUCUCAUCCCCAUCCUCCGGCCUCUCCGCCCUCCGCUCCCAGCUUUCCAGCGACCUGGAAGACCAACUCGACAUCGAGUCGGCCCUUCGCUCCUCCCAAAAAAAGAUUAAGAAAUUGAGAAAGCAACUCGAGGCGGUAAGCAGCGGCGUUGAGCAGAUGCGCGAGAAUUACACAACAUUGAAGGGGGCGUUGUUGGCGCUUGAUAGGAAGGUGAAGGUGGAGAGUGAGAAGAGUCGGUUGUUGAUUGGGGCGGGGUUGAGGAGGGAGAGGAGGAGGAAGGAGAGAGAGGUAGUGGAAGGGGGGGAUGAGGGGGAGGGCGAGAAGGAAGAGGAGGAGGAGGAGGACGGGGGAGAUGGAGGGGAUGAUGGAGGGGAUGAUGGAGGGAAUGAUGGAGGGGGUGAUGAAGAGGGUGAGGGCGAUGAGGAGGAAGGGGAGGAAGAAGAUAAGAAGAGAAAACGCAAAGAUUCUAGUGAAUCGAAUCCUUCGACCGAGUCGGCAAGUUCUUCUAUAAGCGUGGAGGAUACCACCCUCCGCGCAGUAGAGAGAAUCAUGCCCCUGCAGUCGGAGGAGGGCAACCAGGAAGAUACGAUCGAAAACACCGAAGGAGGAAGUAGUAUGAGUCGGCAAGGGAAUAAGAAAAUCCACAAGGCUAAAAGAGAGGCGAAGAGGGUCAGGAUCAUCAGUCCUGAAUCUGAAUCGGAGGAGGAUGAUAAAAAAACGGAAACCGAAAGCAAAUGCGAAGAAGAAUUGCCCGACGACGGGGGAGAAAUGGAUUUUGAUCAGGAGCUGCAAGUCAAGGUUAUACUCCUGGAGCAACGGUUGAAGAGGUAUGAGCAGGGUAUGAAUAAGAGGGUCCAGAAAUUGGAGGAGGAUAUGAAAGAGGGGUUGGAGUGGUUGCAGAGCGAUAUGAAUGAGAAGUUCCAGAGGGAGGAGAAUGAUAGGAAUGAGGUGGUCGAGGAGGUGGAGGAGAAUAUGAAUAAGAGAGUCGUGAAGUUGGAGAACCGGAUGAGCUGGAACGAAUGGAUUGGGGAGACGAUUGCUUACGGAGGAGGUGACACAGAAGAUGAAGAACAAGAGGAGGACGGCGAUGAGGAGGACAGCGAUGAGGAGGACGGCGAGGAGGAGGACGGCGAUGGUGAGGAACAGGUUGACGAUGAUGAAAAUGAAGAGGAGGAGGAGGAGGAUGAUGAAGACAAUGAAGAGAACGACAACGGCGACGACGACGACGACGACGGAAACCUACCUUCACCAACAGCCCAUCACCCCACUACCGGUGGAAAGCAGCCCAUGAAGACAAUUCCAGAGGGCUAUGGAGCGGGAGAUACCCCUUUUGACGAGUGGUAUCCUAGAUAUUCAUCACAGGCGACUCUUCUCAACAGUGACCAGGCUGAAGGGGGAGGAGGCGAGGAGGAUGAGCCCAGCCCAGAGCAGCCUGGGGAGGAGGAGGAUGACAGAGAGAUGGGGAAUAUUCAAAGUGAGGGUGUUGACGAGGUGAAGGAGGAGGAGGCUGUCGAUGGAGAGGAAGUCGAGAAGGGGGUCAAAGAGAAUAGGACGAAGGAGGAUAUUGCUCAGAACGAAGCUACUACGUCUUAGUGCUUCCAAGGAGGAAGAUACCAUGGAUGAUGACGAUGGCAGAUCGUAAAGUAAGACAUGACAGAGGAUGUUCGGGAGCGCGUCAAUAGUAGGGAGCGUGUAAAUGAUGCUUGAUGAAGUAAAGGGGCAGGAAGAAAGGAAGAUAUCAGGCAAUGAUUAUACGGACCGCAUAUGCUUCCACAAGGAUCAGAAAUCCCCCAGAGGAUGUAGAUGUCGGAGGAAAUGAGCGUGUACACUAUGACAGCUGAGAUCCGAGAAACAUUUCACGAUGUGACUUUUUCCAC
This is a messenger RNA of Neurospora tetraspora, 1986 nucleotides long. RefSeq lists its product as uncharacterized. Bases 101 to 1702 code for a protein of 533 amino acids. The transcript has a single exon. Lineage: Eukaryota; Fungi; Ascomycota; Sordariomycetes; Sordariales; Sordariaceae. The record is from RefSeq and is a predicted model, not a curated record.